UCUCACAUUCGCCGUUGCAGACGAAAGCUCGAUCUUGGGUUCCGACUGUGAUGUUUCACCUUCUUCUUUAUCAUUCCGUUAGAUACACGAUCCUGCUCAUCUUCCCGAUUGAGAGAAACUGGAAACGUUUUCUGGUUACGCUCAAACGAAGAGUCGUCUACAACUGAGGCAUCAACUAUUGCGGUCUAUCAUUCAUUGCUUUCCCAUUUACUGCGAUCAUCAUAAUCUUCAGCUAUAAAAAAGCCGGCGGUUGUCCCUCCACCGUCGAUGUCCGCCUCCUUAGUUUUUGGGAAAUCAGGAAUGUGAAGUGCGGCGGCGAGCUGAUGGGGUUGACAUGCUCCUCCUUGAAGCUCAGAAAAUCUUCCCCCAAGUUUUUUAAUAUAGUUGAUGAUGAAAUUGGCGAUCUUUAUAUGUCUUAAAAGUUAAAACAUUAUUUUGAGGAGUUAGAGGAAGAGUCCCCAAAGGAUAACUCCGUCGUAGUGUAUGUGUUACUUGACGAGCUUCGCCGUAACCAACGAAGUUGAAAACACUGACUCUGACCUGACGUUAGGGUGACGACCAUUCGCAUUGACAAGAAGGUUUUCACCGUCAAAUAAACACCAGUCAUUGACUUACCGAUAGAUAUUGAAGCUGAGAUGAGAAGCUGAAGGCUUGAACUUAGGCAAAACAUGGACAUGUACAGCUCAGCGUCGAAAGAAGCACUUAAUACAAAAGGGCGGUUAGAAAUAUAGGUGUCAAGCAGGGAUAGUUGAUGAUGAGCAAUCUGCUCCUUUUAAAACUUUAUGACUCCCAUGUUUCUCUUGAAAAAUUAGCAUAAGCUGUGGAGAAUGUAAGAAGCUCGAAUAUUUAAGGAAGCUAGGAGUGCUGAAGCGACAGUCCUGGCUAUAUUCCAAAGAUGGAGAAGGCCAAGUCUAGAGCUACAAUGGAAGCAAGUGAGAAAGCGCAGAUUAUGGUGGAACUAGAAGGAAGCAAGCUGAAAUGAAAAAAGAAGAAGGGAAUCGCACAAGAAAUACGGUUGUUUAAUUCUUUCGUACAUAACGAUGUCUGGUACAAAAGAUAAACUUGAUCACAAUCCUACUGCCAUUAGUCUUGAAACCAGAUGCUGCUCAAGACAUCCUCACACGGUUCUUUGCUUUUGUAUGUGUCCUUCGCUUUUGUAUGUGUCCUGCAUAUGGUUAUUUGGUGUAUGAGUUCAUAGAAAAUGGAAAAUGGGAGCUUAGAGGAAAGGCUUUCAAAAUAAAUUACUUUACCUGAAAUACACGAUACAAUUACAAAUAAUUAAAAUAAUAUCAGAUAAAACUCACACAACGUAAAACAUUUUCCAUAACAUAUCUUCUCGACAAAUGACACCUGCUAACCUAAUAAAAACAAUCAGAGCGUUGACUCAUUUGAAAAGAAAUUCUUCCAAGCACACCUCUUAUUAGCACACCUCUUAUUUAGUAUAUAAACAAUUAGAUCUAAUGACAAAUACUAAAAAUAAUGUUAUACUAUUAAUAAAGCUGAAUCCUUUAUUUUCCUGAGGAAAUUUCAUCAAGAGAAGUUUUCUAAAAAUUUAACACUAUAAUUUGUAAAAGUUUAUUAAGUAUUCCACAUUAAACCAAAUUUAUAGAUAAAAUAUAUAAUUAUCCAAAAAAAAUUGAUCAAUUUUUUUUUUAAAAUCUAACAGAACAUUUGACAUCAAUCUAAAAUAAUAUUUUGGCACAUAAUUAAUCCGAGAUUUUUGUACUAAAAUCUAAAUUUGCUUAUUAUCAAAACUAUUACUACAGUAGAAUAACCAAAUAAAUAUGUAAAACUAUUAUAUAUUCAUAAACAUUUCUUCAAUAUUAAGAUAAACAUAAUCUAUUAUAAGAAUAACGAAACAUACACAAUGAAAACUAAUAUUACCUUAAAUUAAAGUAAGCUAAACAUUUUGAAAUAUUCGUUGACAUUAAUUAUAUAUUUACUAAACAUUUUUAAAUAUUCGUUGUUUAAAUUUUAUAUUUGCAAAAGAGGUGAAUCUAAGUUGAAAAAGGAAUUAAAAAAGGAAAUAUAUUCAAAAAUAACAAAUUCAGCUUAAUGAAAAUCAAACACAAGCCUAAUUAGAAAAGGAUCCGAGAGAUCUUUGAAAAAAAGAAAAAGAAAACAUACAUAUCAUAUCACAAACGGGAUUAUAAUUAAAUAAAGUGGUAAGUAAAAUCCUUAAGCUGUAAGAAUUAGGUUCCGUAAAAGGUGUUAUAAAAAGAUAGUUAGGGUCUUGUGUUUUCUUACUCAAAUACUCAUCAUCAAAGUUCUCUGAUAAUUCUAUUAAUAAUGGCGACAACCACAAGAAUGUUCUGCUUCGUGCUCGUGAUGGUUCUAAUGGGAUGUUGUUGCUCGGCAAAAAUCUACAAAGUGGGAGACUCGAAGGGAUGGACGACAGCGAAGCACGGUAGCUAUUAUGAAUGGGCCAAGCGUAAGGAAUUCCAAGUGGGGGAUUCUCUGAUGUUUGAAUACGAUGGCAACGUCAACGACGUCACUCAAGUUUCCACUCGUUUGGAAUACCAAUUCUGCAACUCCCUUUCUCCUAAAGCUGUCUACAACACAGGGCACGAUCUCGUGACUCUCACGGAACAAGGUUAUCACUUCUUCAUCACCUCAAAUCGUUCUCAAUGCGUAGCCGGACAGAAACUCGUCGUUUUUGUCGUCCAUGACCAUCCUAUGAUUCCUCCACCACCGAGAAAGAUCCUUCCAUUUGGAAAAGAUUACAAGGUCGGUGACUCCAACGAAUGGAGGGUUCCUGAAGAGAGUGACUUCUAUUCCAAGUGGAGUGAGGAGAAACAGUUUCAUGUGGGAGACAAUCUUCUUUUCUACUACAACGACCAAGUCGAUGACGUCCUAGAAAUCAACAGUGAUCUUGAGUUCAAAUCUUGCGACACUACUUCUCCUGUUGCCGUGCACAAUGCGGGACAAGAUCUCAUAAGGCUAACGAAACCAGGAAUCCGCUAUUUUAUUACCUCAAAGAUUGGUCAUUGUGAGGCUGGGCUUAAGCUUCGAGUUGUGGUGCGACCACUAUCCAAAAGUGUUCCGAAGAAGAUGCAGUUUUCACCUUUCGACCGUCUCAUCAAGUGGCUACACGAUUCCUUCACACCCCACCCCCAUCACUAAGAUUUCGUUUCUUUUUUUGUUUUGUUUUGUUUGAGCUUAGCUUCGUAGUAUUUUUUUUUCUCACUCGUUUUUGUUCUUUAUUUUAUUUUCCAAAUAGUGUGGGUUUCUACUUAUUCCUAUCGUUGUGGAGAGACUUAAUUCAAUAAAAAUAAUUUUCCUUAACCCUAGCUGUAUACACAUAAUAGACUCAAUCACUCCACCUCCAUGGAAAAUAAAGAAAUUGAACAAAGACGAGAGAAAACAAAAACAAUACGGAAAUAUCCUAGAAUAGCACUAAAAAGUUUAUGUCACAAAUAUAGAUUCUAAU
Molecule: messenger RNA, 3430 nt
Organism: Brassica rapa (field mustard)
Lineage: Eukaryota; Viridiplantae; Streptophyta; Magnoliopsida; Brassicales; Brassicaceae
Cellular component (GO): plasma membrane
Molecular function (GO): electron transfer activity
Source: RefSeq, a predicted model, not a curated record